AUUGAAGAGAGCAUUGUGAACCACAAAAAAGGGCCACAACAUAGCAGUGGGAGGAUUCCGGAAAAUGGCUUCUUCUCUCAUGGCUACUCAAACAACCCUCAUCCUCCGCCGCCCUAUGGCUUCCGUCGACCCGCGCCACCCCAUGGUUGGAGUCUCACUCCCCUCCGCCAAUAUCCGACGCCUCCCCCUACGCCUUGCUUUUUCCCCUCUCUCCAAACCCUCAGAAUCAAGAAUUUCAGCUUCUUUUAUUUCCCCGAUACUCGACAACCCACCAAUCAAAUCGCCCAAGACCUCAAACCCACCUCAGGAUUUGCUCUCCGGCUCCACCAGGACUAUCACUACGCUCUUCGCCAUCGCCUUAACCGCCUCAAAGUUCUUCGCCCGCGGAAUUUUUAGCUUAGCCGUGCAAUUGAAAGAACCCGUGCUCUCCGCAGCCGGCCCCGCUUUCUUCGCCGCGACGAGGGAUGUUCCGAUGGGAUCUUUGAACACGCCGUUCACGGUGGUGGCCGCCGGAAUGGCGAAAUGGCUGGAUCUUUAUAGUGGGGUUUUGAUGGUUAGGGUUUUGCUCAGUUGGUUCCCCAACAUUCCGUGGGAUAGGCAGCCUUUAUCUGCUAUCAGGGACUUAUGUGAUCCAUAUUUGAAUCUGUUUAGGAAUAUAAUUCCCCCAAUUUUUGACACAUUGGAUGUGAGUCCCCUUUUCGCUUUCGCUGUUUUGGGUGCGCUGGGUUCGAUUCUGAACAGCAGUAGGCGACGUUACUAGGGCUGUUGAUUGAAUUGAAUGGCAUUUGUACUUGGUAAGACUGAUAGAACAGUGAAGUUUUGUAGUAGUUUUGAUAAUCCAGUUGCAUGUAUUAAUGAAUUGAAUUGGUUGAGUGUAUUUGUUGUUAUUGAAUUUAUGGUUACAGUCACAUAGAAUUGGAUAAUUUCAGAUGUUGAUUGCUCGAAAUACCCUAUCUUAACAUGGGAUUCAUAAUUCUUGUACUUUCAAUGCCUGUUCAUUGUAU
This is a messenger RNA of Sesamum indicum (sesame), 1004 nucleotides long. It is a transcript of the gene YLMG1-1, whose product is annotated as YGGT family protein. Gene Ontology annotation, cellular component: membrane; chloroplast. The record is from RefSeq and is a predicted model, not a curated record. Gene Ontology annotation, biological process: chloroplast fission. NCBI's taxonomy places the organism in Eukaryota, Viridiplantae, Streptophyta, Magnoliopsida, Lamiales, Pedaliaceae.